UAUUUAAGCUAUAUUGUAUAAUAAAAAGAUGAAAUACGUUCUCCUGCUCACCAUCCUGCUGUCUCUUUCCUUUGCUAUGCCAGAGCAGCUCGAUGACCCAGAAAUAGAUCCAAUGCCAAAUAUAACUAUCCUUUACCACCAUUUCUACAAGUCUGCUUUCAAUCUUGACUUGAACAUUUCGACCUGUGUGCCAGAGCUCAACCAUGGAGCCAUGAAGAUCCUCCUGGCAAUCCAAGGGAUGGCCCAAGAGAAAAAUCCUGUUGCCUGGGUUGUCUUUGGAAUGGUCCUCAGAGAAGGUGUCAACACCUUGGCUGUGAGAACAUCCAUAUGCCAAGAAGCAUGGCCUGUGUUCAAACAAGGAGUAGACAUGGUACAUCCUCUGCUUGAGAACUAUUCUUCUCUGGCUGCAACAGUUACUCAAGCUGUGGCUAGUAACCCCAGCCAGUUCUUGGUAGAUGCUUACAGUAUCUACACUAGCUUGAACCCUAACGGAUCUGUUGACUUCAAAGCUAUUGGGAAAGCCACUGGGGAUGCUGUCAGGAUGAUGCUUGAAAAAGCAUAAUUAUUCAGAAGGCUUGUUUCUCCAAUCUCUUUAUUUUCAAUGUAAUA
Moneuplotes crassus is the source of this 609-nucleotide messenger RNA. NCBI's taxonomy places the organism in Eukaryota, Ciliophora, Spirotrichea, Euplotida, Euplotidae. The record is from the annotation of a GenBank genome assembly.